Messenger RNA from Cyanistes caeruleus (blue tit), 2903 nucleotides. It is a transcript of the gene SENP1, whose product is annotated as SUMO specific peptidase 1. Lineage: Eukaryota; Metazoa; Chordata; Aves; Passeriformes; Paridae. Gene Ontology annotation, biological process: proteolysis; protein desumoylation. The record is from RefSeq and is a predicted model, not a curated record. Gene Ontology annotation, cellular component: nucleus. Gene Ontology annotation, molecular function: deSUMOylase activity.
CUUCCCCGUGCCCGGUUCUGGCGGCGCUGCCCCCGAUGAGGAUGGAGGCCCGGGAGGCGGCGCGGGCCCGACCCGGUUCGGCCUUCAAGGGCUUGGUCGCCGAGAGCAAGUUUUUCCCCCCCAAACUCAGCAGCUUCUCCUGCCCUGCCGGGAACUCCUCCUGCUCCCUCAGCUACAUCCCAGAAAUUCCUGAAAGGUUCCCAGGAGCCAAUGGGCAGUGGAGGAGCUCCAAGCCCCGUGGGAGCCGAGGCUCAUUCCUGGAGACACGGAAAAAUUCCAGUGGGAAUUCCAGCACUUUUGGGGGAAAAUCCGCCCUCCACGGAGCCUCUUUCCCUCUCAAGCCAGCCCUGAGCCCCUCCUGGAGUCGCCGCAGCCCCAAGAAGGCCCCGCGGCGCUUCCUGAGCACGGCCGAGGAGACAGUGCGGGAGGAGGAGCGGGAGAUUUACCGUCAGCUGCUGCAGAUGGUGACCGGGAAGAGAUUCUCCAGCUGCAAACCCUCCCCACUGCUGCCCUUCCAGCUCUCCCGCUGUCCCCGUUCCAGCCCCUCCCUGCCCCAAGAGGCUUCCAGGGAUGAUCCCGAGGCGCUGGAAAGUCACAAAAUUCCGGGUCCUGUUCAGUGUCCCACGCAGCUGCCCCAGAAUUCCCAAAAUCCCCCCCUGGGCCCCUCUUCAGGGUUUCCUGGGGGGUUCCAGCCCCGGAAUUCCGUGGCCCCGCAGCAGCAGGAGGAGGAGCCUGUGGCCGGGGCGCAGAGUGAAGGGUCAGAUUCUGUCAUUUUGCUCAAGGUCAAGGAUUCCAGGACUCCAGCUCCAAGCCUCCCCUUCUUCCAGGCAGAGCUAUGGAUCAAAGAGCUGACCAGUGUUUAUGAUUCCCGAGCCAGAGAGAGGUGGAGGCAGAUUGAAGAGCAGAAAGCUCUGGCCCUGCAGCUCCAGAGCCAGCGUCUCCAGGAGCGGGAGCGCUCUGUGCAGGACUUGGUGGAUCUGCACCUCCGAGUACCCCUGGAGAAGGAGAUCCCGGUGUCCGUGGGGCCGGAGGGACCGGAGCGUGCCCGGGCGGGCCAGGGAGACGAGGAAUUCCCUGAAAUCACUGAGGAAAUGGAGAAGGAAAUCAAGAGCCUUUUCCGAGGAGGGAACCAGGACGAGGUGCUGAGUGAGGCUUUCCGCCUGACCAUCACCAGGAAGGACAUCCAGACCCUCAACAACCUCAACUGGCUCAACGACGAGAUCAUCAAUUUCUACAUGAAUUUGCUGAUGGAGAGGAGCAAGGAGAAGGAUUUGCCCGCUGUCCAUGCCUUUAACACCUUUUUCUUCACCAAAUUAAAGACUGCGGGGUACCAGGCUGUGAAAAGAUGGACAAAAAAAGUGGAUAUUUUCUCUGUGGAUCUGCUCCUGGUGCCCAUCCACCUGGGAGUGCACUGGUGCCUGGCUGUUGUGGAUUUCAGGAAAAAAACCAUCACCUACUAUGAUUCCAUGGGGGGGAUCAACAGUGAGGCCUGCAGGAUCCUACUGCAGUACUUGAAACAGGAAAGUUUGGAUAAGAAAAGGAAGGAAUUCGACACCAAUGGAUGGGCCCUGCUGAGCAAGAAGAGCCAGGAGAUCCCGCAGCAGAUGAACGGCAGCGACUGCGGGAUGUUUGCCUGCAGAUACGCCGAGUGCAUCUCCAAGGACAAACCCAUCAACUUCACCCAGCAACACAUGCCCUACUUCCGAAAGAGGAUGGCCUGGGAAAUCCUGCACAGGAAGCUCCUCUGAUGCCGGAAAAGCCCCGAAAUUCCAUGGACUUGGAUCAGAAGAAUCCCAGGAUUCUCCUCGGGAUGCAGCCAGGGAACUCCGGGUCCUGCUCUUCCCAAACCGCCCCCCUCCAGAUCUGGGGGGGAAUAGAAAAGUUUGGAAGCACAGCUGGGAUUUUUUUGGAGUUUUUUUCCCUCUUUCUUGGGAUUCCAGAAUCGAUUGUCCCACUUUUCCGUCUGCUGGGAUGGGGAAAUUUGGGAAUUUUGGGGUUUUUGGAGCUGGAUUUUUGGGAAAAGGGAGUUGCCUCCAUGCAUUUGGGUUGAAAAAAUUCAGAUUUGGGUAAAACGGGAAGGGUUUGGUUCUGGAGGGAAUUUUUGGGGAUCAGUCCCAUUUUUUUCCACCUCAUUGCCAGAGUUUGGGGAUUCUAUCCGUGGGAAAACCUGGAUUGGGAAAAUUCCUGCUUAAAUCCCCUUUUUUCCCAAUUUUUCUUCCCAAAUUCCCGCUUUUUCGCACCAUUUUUUCCGGGAUUAAGCAUUGGAAUGCCAGAGUUCCUCUGGAUUCCUACCCAAACUUUGCUUUUUCUGAGGGAUAAACCCCAAAACCUGAGCAAAAUCUGGGAUUUUUGGAGAAUUUUUGGGAAUUUUCUCCUCCCUUUCAAGCUGAUUAAUCCCGUCAGUUUUUGUUGCUUUUUCCAGCUGUUUUUCCCACUUUCUCCAGGAAAAAAAAUCCCUCCCAAAUCAGGAACUGCAGAACCGUGGGAAAAGCCCCAAAAUCCUGUAAUCCCUUCAAUCUUUCCCAAAAAAACCCAGGAUUUGUUUGGGGACCUUUUCCCACCCUGGAUUCAUUUAUUCCCAUUUCUUUUUUGGAGUUUCCCAAGCCUCUGGAUUUGCUUUUCCUGGUGGAAAAGACGAUUUUUAAGAAGAGAAGUGGGAAAACAUCCCAAAUUUUUGUAUUUUCCCUCUCCUACAGGAGCUGGGAAUUUUUUCUAUUUUUCCCGAGUUGGGAGCUGAAGUUUUGUACCAAAUUCCUGAAUUUUUGGAGCCCUUUUUCCCGGUCUUUCCCAGCCCUUUUGUCCCUUUGGAUCCCAAAUUCCCUCCCCUCUUUUAUACCAGGUUCGUUUCCUACUUUUUUUAUCUUUUAUUGGAAUUAAAGAUCUGAAAAAAACCCUGGAAUUUU